Molecule: messenger RNA, 355 nt
Organism: Loxodonta africana (African savanna elephant)
Lineage: Eukaryota; Metazoa; Chordata; Mammalia; Proboscidea; Elephantidae
Gene: TUNAR
Product: TCL1 upstream neural differentiation-associated RNA
Exons: 1
Coding region: 34-180 (48 amino acids)
Source: RefSeq, a predicted model, not a curated record
CUGGGGAGGAAGAUAAAGACAUUUGCAACCAAGAUGGUAAUCACGAGUGGAAAUGAUGAAGACAGAGGAGGCCAAGAGAAGGAGAGCAAAGAGGAGAGCGUCUUGGCAAUGCUGGGGAUCAUUGGGACCAUUCUGAACCUAAUUGUUAUCAUAUUUGUAUACAUAUACACCACGCUGUGAAGGGCCCAGGGGCCCCCCAGUGGUCUUGGUGUGGCCCCAAGAUGGGAGUCCUGUGUGUCAACAGAUCUGUGAUCAGACACUGCACGUUCCAGCAGGCUCGACCUACACACACCACUCGAUCAAAUGCACCUUUGCACUUGACAAAGAGGUCACAGCUAUAAACGGAUCCUGCUGC